Eruca vesicaria subsp. sativa (arugula) is the source of this 1220-nucleotide messenger RNA. NCBI's taxonomy places the organism in Eukaryota, Viridiplantae, Streptophyta, Magnoliopsida, Brassicales, Brassicaceae. The record is from the annotation of a GenBank genome assembly.
CACAUCCAUAACCGCUUUAUAGAUUCUUUUGAUGCACUGUCAAAAAUUUGUUAGGGUUUGAAAAUGGGGCCGGAAUCGCGAUCGACGCCAACAUCAGUAUCAUCACCGGCGUCGGCGUCGGCGUCGUCUUCUUCGCCGAGCGGGAAACGAACAAGAGAUCCAGAAGACGAGGUCUAUCUCGAUAACCCCCGCUCCCAGAAACGUUAUCUCAGCGAGAUAAUGGCUUGCAGUUUAAACGGACUAACCGUCGGAGACUCGCUCCCCGUCAACAUGUUAGACUCUCCUACUCGCUCUGAGACCUUUCUUUAUCCCAACAACCACAGGGAUGACUUGACACUACAGUACUCUCCCAUGUCAGAAGACUCUGACGAAGCUAGAUUCUGCGAGGACCCAAUAACAAGCACUAGCUCAUCGCAACCCAACAGCCGCCCUACUAGCCCUGUUUCACCCUACCGAUACCAAAAACCUUUUACUUCAACAACCUCAUACCAUUCAUCAAAUUCACAUUCAUGCCCUACCACUAAUGCAACAACUACUACGACUCCACAACCUCGCCAGAGAGGAUCUGACACGGAAGGAAGGUUUCCGUCGUCACCUAGCGAUAUUUGUCAUUCAAGUGACUUGAGGAGGACCGCUCUACUCAGGUCUGUUCAAAUGAGAACACAGCCUUGUGGUAUUGCUUCAAGUUCAGGGACAAGCAGUGUUGAUGGUGAAGAGAGGAUGUGUUUUAAGUCUAUGGAAGAAGAUAGAGGUUUUAGUAGAGAGGAAGAUGUCUCUUACACUGAAGUAGUCUCUGGUAAGAGCAAGUCUUGUAAAGCAUUGGACAUGAGACUAUGCGAAAGAUGAUGAACACUCUCCAAUUUGUCUAUCAAUGCAAUUGGUUAUGAUCUCACCUCCCUUAAGGUUUCAUGUGUUUCUCUCAUUGCAUAGUUAGUUUCUGAAUAUCGCCUUUUCAUCAUAAUCCUCUUUUCGCAGAAUAACAGUGAGGUAUGAAGCAAUAGUUGUUCUUCAGGAUUGCACUCAUUGUAAAAAAAAAACAUUGUUAUUUUUGUUAAGAGUUUACUACUGAAAUUACAAAAGAAAGAAAGAAAGAAAGGAAACAAAAUUACAGAUGCCAAUUACACUCCUUUUCAAACAUUUGUGUGGUACAGAAACAGCAGAUCAGUUUACAACCAAACCAGGAAAGUGGACCCAUCUGCUGGAAUGCCAAAGUAGUUGAG